AUGGUGUCAUCCCGUGUAGCAAAGGAAGUGGGGGGCAGACUAGGAGAGGUGGUGGAGGUUGAAGAUAGAAGAAAGCAGGAGGACCCAAACUAUUUUAUGAGGGUUAAGGUAGCCUUGCCAAUCUCAAAGCCGCUCCGGAGAGGUGGGUUCAUAGCUGGGUCCGACGGGGAACGCUCAUGGGUUAAGUUUAAAUAUGAGCGCCUCCCCUUGUUCUGCCAUUACUGUGGAUUACUGGGGUACAAUUUGCGUCACUGUGCCAGCCAUUUUACUGCGACAAAAAGUGGCUCUGAGAUGAACUACCAAUACGGUGACUGGCUUAAAGCGAUAGGGGGUCGGAGUAUAUCACCAACGAAGCGUUAUGCAGAAAAAAAUUCCGACAGAGGAGUGGGCAAUGGAGUCAAGCCUUCCGGUCAAUCUAGUGGCUCGGCGGCGGAGAAAAGCCCUAACGAAAACCUUAAGGAGGUGGGGAGCCGCGUGGACGAUGAAACCGAGAUUUUCGAAAAUGUAACUGAUAGUGCGUUACGUAUAUUGGAAUUAAAUGUUGUUGUGGAGGCGGAUACGGAAAUUAUUGGAGGAGUUAAUGGGGAUUUGAAGACUGAUAGGAAGUUAACAACGGGAAAGUUGGGAGAGGAUGAAACGGCUGGAGAGAAUGCACGCAAUGAGUGCGCAAUAAUUCCGGAGGGCCAAGCUGAUAUGGAUUACGUGGUGAACAACAUGCAUGAUGGGCCUGAAGUGACUAAGCCCAAAUCAACUUGGGUUAGGUUACGACGUGAGUUUCAUGGGCCAAAUGAGAAAGGAAGUAAACAACCCCUGUUGUUGUUAGGAAAAAGAAGUGCUACGGAACUAGAAAACAAAGACAGCCAUACGAGUUAUAAGCACAGACUGGGAAGAGGAGUAAGACGGAAGCAGAUGACAAAGAUGACGACCAGAUAUCGGCGAGGGUGGUGGGUCACCCUUGCUGGAAGCCAUGAAACUAUUAAGCUGGAACUGCCAAGGGCUUGGGAACCCUUGGACAGUUCGAAGCCUUCACAAUCUUGUGAGGGAUCAAGCUCCUAUGGGGGUGGACUUGCAUUAAUAUGGAAGAAAGACAUUCAGCUGGAAAUUAUCAACUACACGGCUAACCAUAUUCUGGCCAAGGUGGUUGAGGAGGAUGGGUUCGUGUGGUUCCUUUCGGGUUUCUACGGAUGGCCGGAGGCAAGAGAGAAAAUAAAGUCAUGGGCACUUCUAAGGAAGCUUAGGCAGAUUACUGACGGGCCAUGGGUGUGUUUGGGAGAUUUUAACGCAAUUCUUAACUCUACAAAGAAGCUAAGUAAAAGACCACCAGACCACUCCCAAAUGGAUGCGUUUCGAGAGGCAUUGGAUGAUUGUCAAUUAGAGGACUUGGGAUUUCGGGGCUAUCAAUAUACAUGGAAUAAUAAACGUCCUGGAGAUGCGAACACUAGACAGAGAUUAGACCGAGCCAAAGCAUCUAUUGAUUGGAGAGUAAAAUUUCCAAGAAGCACAGUGACCCACCUUUCUUCUCACACCUCAAACCAUCUUCCCAUUAUUUUGCAGCAUGCAUGGGAAUGUGGUGGGGCCGACUCAUUAUCAUUGGAUUUGGUGAGGCAAAAAGUGGCUGCUUGUGCAAUGGACCUUAAUGCAUGGGGAUCUUCUAAAACUCAUCCCCAAUAUGAGGAAAUAAAGAGGCUUCAAAGGCAAAUAGAACAACUGAAUGAGGCAGAGUUAACAGAGGAAAGCAAAGCAGAGUUCUUGGUGGCCAGCAAAAAUCUUGACGCUUUAUUGCUCAAGCAAGAGAUUUAUUGGGCACAGAGGUCCAGAAUUUCUUGGCUAAAACAUGGAGAUAAGAAUACAAAGUUUUUCCAUUCAAAGGCAUCGCAAAGAAGACGGAGAAAUCAUAUCCAAAGCAUUAAAAAUGUAGAGGGUAGGUGGGUUGAAGAGGAAGAUGGUAUUGCUGGGGUGGCGAUAGAGUAUUUUGAGAAUUUGUUCAAGGCAGGCACAUGUGAUAGGAUGGAGGAGUGUCUAAACACUGUCAAUCCAAAAAUUACUCCGGACAUGCAGUAUGUUUUGUCUAGUACAUUUAGUGCAGAUGAGGUCAAAACAGCAUUGUUCCAAAUGGGACCAACAAAAGCUCCAGGACCCGAUGGUAUGAAUCCUCGUUUUUAUCAAAAAUUUUGGCAUGUUGUUGGUGAUUUGGUGGUUAAAGCAGUGUUAGAUUUUUUUAAUUCUGGUCAUAUGGUGUCUGAGAUAAAUUCUACUUAUAUUGUUCUUAUACCCAAGGUGAAAUCCCCUGAAAAAAUGUCUGAUUUCCGACCAAUUAGCCUUUGCAAUGUCAUAUAUAAAAUAAUAUCCAAAGUCCUUGCCAAUAGACUGAAACAAAUUCUACCCCAGAUUAUAUCCCCAACACAAAGUGCAUUCGUCCCUGGUCGCCUGAUAACAGAUAAUGUAUUGGUUGCAUAUGAGACCUUACAUACUAUGCAUGGUAGGAAAACAGGGAAAAAAGGGUCUAUUGCUCUUAAACUGGAUGUUAGUAAGGCAUAUGAUCGGGUUGAGUGGAGCUUUCUAAAGGGUAUUAUGAUUAAAUUGGGUUUUCCUGAGGUCUGGGUGGAUAGAGUCAUGUGUUGUGUUACUACACCAUCUUAUUCUAUCCUAAUAAAUGGGAAAACAUAUGGUCAUAUUACUCCUUCUAGGGGUCUCCGACAAGGAGACCCUCUUUCACCAUAUCUUUUUCUUUUAUGUACAGAAGGAUUCACCUCAUUACUUCAUAAAGCAGAAAUGGAGGGACAAAUCAGAGGGGUGUCCAUUUGCAGGAGGGCCUCAAGAAUUACUAAUCUUUUGUUUGCAGAUUACUCAUUGAUAUUUUGUCAAGCUACUCAAAAUGAAGUCCAGGUGAUCUCAAAGAUCUUACAGGUGUAUGCUGGGGCAUCGGGUCAAUGCAUUAAUUUGGAGAAAUCUUCCAUUUACUUUAGUGGUAACACACCACUUGAGCAGAAGAGAUGGAUCAAAGAUUCUUUAGGAGUAAAGGAGGUGGAUCGGUUUGAGACGUACUUGGGCUUGCCCACGCUAGUGGGGCGAGCUAAAUACCACUCAUUUGCUUACCUGAAAGAUAGGGUAUGGAAGAAGCUUCAAGGGUGGAAGGGAAAGAUGCUAUCUAGAGGUGGGAAGGAGGAAGGAGAGAAUAGGAAAAUUCACUGGAAAAGCUGGGAUAAAUUGACCGAAGCUAAGAAGAUGGGAGGUUUGGGUUUUAGAGACCUAACAACUUUUAAUCUUGCCAUGUUGGCAAAACAGGGAUGGAGACUAAUACAGCAGCAAGACUCUCUGAUGGCCAAGUGUUUCAAAGCUAGGUAUUUCCCGAGGAGCCACUUAUUGGAUGCCUCGGCUUCUCCUAAUUGCUCUUAUGUGUGGAAGAGUAUAAUGGCGACAAUUCCAAUCCUAAAAUUUGGAUGUUGUUGGAGAGUGGGAGAUGGCUCAAAUAUUAGAGUCUCCAUGGAUAAGUGGAUCCCGAAUUACCUAACGAAUGGAUUUUUGCAUCCACCUAGGAUGGAGGAGGGUGGUUGGUUUGUCUCGGACCUCAUUAACCAAGAGCAGAAAAUGUGGUAUAGUGAAAUAAUACGGGCAAAUUUCCAUAAGGAGGAUGUCGAUGCUAUUCUCAAAAUUCCCCUAAGCCAUAGACAAGCCUCAGAUGUGAUAAUGUGGUUACAUACAAAGAAGGGAGUUUAUUCGGUCAAAUCCGGCUACCAUGUGGCAAGACAGCUCAAGAAGAUGGAGUCAUGGGCAGAAACAUCAACCGGUCCGAUUGGUGUUCAGGUGUGGUCUAAACUUUGGAUGCUUAACGUGCCUAAGAAAAUUAAAGUAUUUGGGUGGCGUGCUUGUCAAAAUAUUCUGCCAACCCGGGCCAAUCUUAGGCGACGAAAAGUCAUGGAUGAAGAUGUUGCCCCUACGGAUCUGAUCUACAAGCUAAAUUUUGAUGCCGCAAUCUUCAAGGAGUUGAACUGCUCUGGAGUUGGAGUAAUAAUACGGAACGCGAAUGGAGAGGUCAUGGCAGCCAUGUCUGCAAAAGGACCGCCGGUUGAGGACAGUGAAGUGGCAGAAACGCUGGCUUGUCGAAGGGCGAUGGAGUUUGCAAUUGAUGCAGGUUUUUCGGAGCUGCUCAUCGAGGGAGACAACGUGGCUGUGAUGUCCUCACUUUCACAUGGUGGACCUAACUUGUCUCGGCUUGGUCACGUUGUCCAGGAUAUCCAGUGGCUUGCAACAGGACUUCGAUGGGCUUAG
Molecule: messenger RNA, 4269 nt
Organism: Quercus robur (English oak)
Lineage: Eukaryota; Viridiplantae; Streptophyta; Magnoliopsida; Fagales; Fagaceae
Exons: 5
Coding region: 1-4269 (1422 amino acids)
Molecular function (GO): nucleic acid binding; RNA-DNA hybrid ribonuclease activity
Source: RefSeq, a predicted model, not a curated record